This is a messenger RNA of Neltuma alba, 3240 nucleotides long. RefSeq names its product F-box protein SKIP14. Gene Ontology annotation, molecular function: protein binding. NCBI's taxonomy places the organism in Eukaryota, Viridiplantae, Streptophyta, Magnoliopsida, Fabales, Fabaceae. Bases 668 to 2155 code for a protein of 495 amino acids. The transcript is spliced from 2 exons. The record is from RefSeq and is a predicted model, not a curated record. Gene Ontology annotation, cellular component: cytoplasm.
UUCUCCACCCGCCUCUUUCUCCCUCCCUUUCUCUCUCCUAUUUUUGAGCUUUUAUUCUCCGUCCCUUCCAAAUUCCAAUUCGCUCUUUUCCCUCAUAUUUUUGGCUCUCUCUCUCCUCCUUCCCUCCAUCCUCCCUCGAUUGUCUUGCAUUGCAUGAGUGGGGUGGGUCAAACCCUACAUUCUCCUGUCCCAACUUUUUUUUUCCUGCUAAUCUUUUUUUCUCUCGCGGCAAACCCAACUACCCGAACUCCAGAAUCUCCUGCUCUUCUAUACUUGCCUUUUAUGGUGUCUCUGUACUCUCUGCAAACUCUAGAUCUACGAAUGAAUUGAUUGGGUCCCCUACCUUCCUUGGGCCUGUCAUUAUUCUUGUCUGGUUUCAUUUGCACGUUGCGUUUGAGGUGUUAGUUUUUGCUUUCCCUUCAACCCAAUUGGAAAACUGAAAGCAUGGGUAUUGCUGAUUAGGUUACCGAGAUUCAGGAACCAUGCAGUUAGUGUGUGUUUAUUGGGUGAAAAAAGGUCUCUUGUACUGUACUUAAUUGGGUUUUCUGUUUCUCCUGGGCAGAAGGAUCUAUCCGCAUCGAAAUGGUGUUUUCCUUUGAGGUUAUAUUCUUCUAAUAGGGUUUCUGUGGAAUUCAAUUUGGUUAGGUGCAGAGACUGUUAUUAGAACAUGGCUCUGAAUUUUUCCUGUGAUUCGAGCUUUCUGGCUUCCCCGGAGAAGAGUCCGUAUCAUCCUAUCGGGCCAGCCGUCGAUGGUUAUUUGUUUAAGAAAUCUGGUUGUUUUGGUAAUUCGUGGAGCUUUUGUAGUUUCAAUAAGGCAUUGGAAGAUAACCCAUGUGGUGAAUUAGUCAAUGCUGAUUUGGGGGAAUUUGAUGAACCAGCGGCCGUGGUUGAUGAUAUUCUUGAUCGCUUGCCCAGGGAUCCAUUUGGCAUGAACAUAAUGAAGUCUACCUUCCCUGAAAUCUCGGAUUGGAUUCAAGAUUUUGAUUGGCAUUUCCCGUCAGGGUAUGAUGUCCUUGGGGUGGAUGAAACCCAUACAAAGCUUGAUUAUGAACUUUUUGCGGGUCUAUAUUGGGGUUGGAACGGUGCUGGUAGUUUCCCUUCCGGAGGCAACGACAAAGGCAAUGAGAUUUCUGUUUCAGAUGAAGUUUUCGAUAGAUUUCAGAUUUUUGAUGGGUUGUUUGAUGGCGGCCUCGUAUCAGAUGGAAAAGUGGAGACGGUUUUACCCACUGGCGACGGAGGCAGCUGGGUUUCGAGCAGUGAAGCAGAAGAAUUGAAAAAUUCAACCAAAAUUGAUUAUGAUGGUGAAGCAGGCAGUCCGCAUGAUGCUAUGCGUUUGGUGUUGAAUUAUCUAGGUGUCACGGACCUUCUUUCAGUUGAACAGGUUUGCAGAUCUUUGCGUGAUAGUGUUAGAGCUAAUCCUCUGUUAUGGUGGAGUAUACACAUAGAUCAGUCAUUGAGUUUGAGGAUUACUGAUGGCGCACUGGUGAAGUUAACUAACAGGGCUCAAGGUUUUCUUCAAUCCUUGAGCCUGGUUAAUUGCAUAAGGAUCACUGAUAGUGGUCUGACGUCUGUUCUCCGAAGCAACCCUCGAUUAACUAAGCUAAGCGUGCCUGGUUGUGUUAGACUUACCGUUGAAGGGAUUUUACUCCACAUGAGAGCCCUAAAGUCAUCAGGGAAACCUGGGAUAAAGCACUUAGAAAUUGGUGGGCUUCCUCAUGUAACAGACAAGCAUUUUGAGGAGUUGAAGGUCUUAUUAGAUGCGGACAAGUAUUUGCAACAGAAAGAGCAGAGGCCCCGAUUCUACCGUGGAUGGUUUCCAUAUACUAUGUGUAAUGAUGACCGUGUAAUUGAUAUAGAGCUUUGUCCUAUAUGCCAGAUGCCAACACUUGUCUAUGAUUGCCCUGCAGAGAGUUGCCAGCAGAAGCAACAGGCUUCUCCGUUGUGUAGAGGUUGCAUAGCUUGCAUAGAACGGUGCAUCCAUUGUGGGCAGUGCAUUAAGGAUUUUGAUUGUGAAGAGACAUUCUGUCUGGAAUUGCUUUGUUUGAAUUGUUGGAACCAGCUGGUGAGUUGUCCAGAUAACACAGUUGAAAAGGAUUCUUCCAAGCGCACUGUUAUUAGUCAAAGGACUAUGUAUAAGUUUUGCCUCUAUGGCUGAUGGACUAGCCCUAGCGUAAGCAGCAGUAUAUUUCUAGAUUAUUCAGACCAGAAUGCGCAAGGUCGGCUGUAUGGAUUUUGAAUGUACAAGUUGAACCUGUCAUGGAUGCAUCUGCCAAGGCUUCUAGCCCUGCUGUGUCGGCUGAUUAUCGCAUAGGAUGACCACAUAGUCAAGUCGUAUUAAGGUUCAAGCUUUGCAUUUUUGGGAAACACGAUCCUCUACAUGAUGCCAUCAGAUAGCUGAACUAGUAUCACACUUAACGACAGUCAGUAACAUCUAAGUUUUUAGGGGACUGAAUAUCAUCAGAACUGAUCUCCUAUUGCAUGUUGCGCAAAUUGUUGAACUGUCUGCAGAUGGGCUGCUUUUAACUGCUCAAGACAGGAGGAAGGAAGAAGAUGCGAUCAUUCUGGAGGGAAAUGGGAACUCAGAUUCCAUGAGAAGAAAAAGAAACAAAAAUAAUGAUAAUUUAUUGUGGUUGUGGAGUAGACGAGAGAUGCAUGGCCAUGGCCUUUACUGAACUAGGCCAACGUGAAUGCAGCUCCUGCGGGAAAAAGUUGUGAAGAGUUCACUGACAGGAAGAAUGGGUAGUUCUUGAAGGUCGGUGUGCUCAUGUUGGUUGUGCACACCUUUUCUCUAAGCAAUCCCUUCUUCGGGACAUGUCGUCUCCUGCAGUGGACAUUGUCUCGAGUUUGUGGGAAAAAUUUGUCGCCGUCGUUCUCUGUAUACUGAUGGCUGGCAUAGGACUCUCUCUAAAGGAAGGCGACCGCAUGACAUGGGGCCACCUGCCGGAAGAUUUGUACUCAUUGAAGCAGUUGCUCCUGAUGUUGCCUGUAACUGAAGCUGGAAGUCACUCCCAAGAACUGAAGACUGGGGAGAGGAUAACCGGAAGAACAAUUUAAUUCUGCUCUUAUCUUUAGUUGUGUAAUAACUGAAGCACAAACAGUCGACUAUACAAAUUGACACUUUGCGCCUGUACCUUUUCUUUAGAUGCGUUCAUCGUUGAGCUUGGAAACUAUCAUCAUCAAUAUGCCUCGUAUCGUAUCUAUCAACAGGAAAUUUAGAACACAAGUGUGCAGUUGCUGAUU